UUCGGGGUAAAUCGGUCUUCAGAUCACAAUAUGGCCUCUCCGAAGGCAAACUUUUGUUAUUCGCCUGAUAACGUUUAGUAACCGUUAUCAUCCGAUUUCUUACAAUCUACGUGUACGAUACAUAAGACAAGUUAGAAGCCGUGUUGAGUGAGUCGUGUAGAAACAAUGACGACCCUGUCGCCGUUCACGCCGCCGAUUGUGAAGAGUCUAUUGGCGUGGAAGAAGGGUGAGCAUGAUCGUGAUGACAAAUGGUCCGAAAAGGCUGUGAAAAGUUUAGUUAAAAAGUUGAAAAAGACAGGCGGAAUAGACGAGCUGAAGAAGGCAUUGUCGACACAAGAUCCCAACACGAAGUGCAUCACGAUCCCCAGGUCUCUCGAUGGCCGCCUCCAAGUCUCUCACCGCAAGGGUCUGCCGCACGUCAUCUACUGCCGCCUGUGGCGGUGGUCAGACCUCAACUCCCACCAAGAGCUGCGAGCCAUCGACAAAUGCGAGUACGCAUUCUUGCUGAAGAAGGACGAAGUAUGUGUCAACCCCUACCACUACACAAGGGUUGAACCACCAGUGCUGCCCCCUGUACUGGUGCCGCGACACACUGAGAUCCCAGAGACCAUCCCGAAGCUUGACGACUACGCCACAACUGUGCCCGAAAACACGGAUUUCCCAGCCGGCAUCAAUGAGAACUUUAAUAUCCCUGACACACCGCCAUCUGGCUACAUGAGCGAGGAGGGUGAUACCACGGACAAUUCUGGAAUGGAUGGAAUUGAUGUGUCACCCAGUCCCCCUGCACUACCAGCAGAGAACAACGACCUUCAGCCUGUCACCUACAAAGAGCCUGAGUUCUGGUGCUCCAUUGCGUACUACGAGCUGAACACCCGCGUCGGGGAGACGUUCCACGCAUCGCAGCCCUCGCUGACCGUCGAUGGCUUCACGGACCCCUCCAACUCUGAGCGCUUUUGUCUGGGGCUUCUGUCGAAUGUCAACCGAACACAGCAAGUGGAGAUGACCAGACGCCAUAUUGGCAAGGGCGUACGCCUGUACUACAUCGGAGGUGAGGUGUUUGCAGAGUGUCUCAGUGAAAAUGCUGUGUUUGUACAGAGCCCCAACUGCAACCAGCGCUACGGCUGGCAUCCUGCGACGGUCUGCAAGAUACCACCAGGGUGUAAUCUGAAGAUAUUCAACAACCAGGAGUUCGCAGCCCUCCUGGCCCAGUCUGUCAACCAAGGAUUUGAAUCCGUGUACCAGCUCACACGAAUGUGUACCAUCAGGAUGAGCUUUGUCAAAGGCUGGGGUGCAGAGUAUAGACGUCAGACAGUCACCAGCACGCCCUGUUGGAUUGAAAUCCAUCUGAACGGUCCUCUACAGUGGCUUGAUCGAGUCCUCACACAAAUGGGAUCGCCUGGACUCCCAUGUUCCAGCAUGUCCUAGAUAAUCACCUCCAGGGGUCAAGGUCAGGGUCGUUGUUGUGACCUCAGAGGUCAAAGCAAGGUCAAGUGCAGAUUUUCACCCAGCAUGUGACCUGUAGAGGUCAGGUUGUUGUCAUGACCUUCAAGGUCAGAGCAAGGUCAAGUGCAUUUUUUCCCCAGCUUUGUGACCUACAGAGGUCAAAACACAGGUCGUGACAUUGAGAGGUCAUAUAUAAUGGCGGAAGUACAACACCACCUCUCCCAAGUGAAGACUAUUUCUUGUGAAUGCUGCAAACAUUCAGUGAUUUUUUUUAUACCGGUGAAGUGAGACAUAUUGGUUUAUGUGAAGUGGAAAGAAACAUGGAGACAUGGCUGAGCGACAUUUGUACAGAAUGAUGUAGUCCAUCGCUGGAGGAUAGACUGCGUAAAAGUCAUUGAACAUUGUUUCAUCGUCCCGGCAUUGUGUCUCCCUGCCUCAAUAUACAAUUACAAAUAUAUCCAUCAUAGAUUUCUAGUACAUUAUGCAGUAUGCCAAAAACUUUCUCGAAAUCUAUUGAUACUGAAUCCGUUUCCUUGGAUACCACAUCCGAGGCUGCUGUUUCCAAGGUAACAUGCUUCAGUGAGAUUAUAUUUCUUUUUCUCUCUUACGACAAGCCUGUGCUCUUUGAACCUCAGAUCUGUCUGAGUUUCAUUAAAAGUUGUCCGUGGACAAUUUAGCCAGUUACCUUGGUUAUCACCUUAUAUUAUGUUGCCAUGGCUUCAGUGUCACCAUGGUUACAAAAGUUUGUGUUUUUUCAUGAUCAACAAUGGAUUGCCAGGAAGCUUUCUGUAGAUCGUCAGGCUCCUUACAGAUAUUUUUGUUAGCACAAUGAUAGUCGUUAUGUCAAAUCACAGAACCACACACAACUAAGACCACCCACAAACGUUUUAAGGAAACAUUUUUUCAGUAUCUGAGCACCCUUUACAGUCUGUCAUGCCAUGAAAAGCCACAAUAAAUUAACUGACGAUUGAUAUGUUGACAGGGUUUUACACAGACUUUUAAAAAUGGGAGUCACAGUGACUCACAGUAUAUAUUUUUGGGAGUCAUUUUCAAUGUUUGGGAGUCAUGAAAAUUUUAA
Molecule: messenger RNA, 2521 nt
Organism: Haliotis rubra (blacklip abalone)
Lineage: Eukaryota; Metazoa; Mollusca; Gastropoda; Lepetellida; Haliotidae
Product: mothers against decapentaplegic homolog 3-like
Exons: 9
Coding region: 166-1425 (419 amino acids)
Biological process (GO): anatomical structure morphogenesis; cell differentiation; BMP signaling pathway
Cellular component (GO): heteromeric SMAD protein complex
Molecular function (GO): I-SMAD binding; RNA polymerase II cis-regulatory region sequence-specific DNA binding; DNA-binding transcription factor activity, RNA polymerase II-specific
Source: RefSeq, a predicted model, not a curated record